Molecule: messenger RNA, 1020 nt
Organism: Folsomia candida
Lineage: Eukaryota; Metazoa; Arthropoda; Collembola; Entomobryomorpha; Isotomidae
Product: NAD-dependent protein deacylase sirtuin-5, mitochondrial
Exons: 6
Coding region: 109-927 (272 amino acids)
Molecular function (GO): NAD+ binding
Source: RefSeq, a predicted model, not a curated record
AGUCUACUAAUAUUUAAGUACUGGCAAAAUCCUUCUCAUUGUCAUUCUGUUUUCUCGUUGUCGUUCUUGUCUUCAAAUUCUCUCGGUAUUUUUGUAUCCCUACCGAAAAUGACGGCACAACCAUCCACAUCAAUUUCAGAAUUUCAAAAAGUGUUUCAAUCUUCGAAAUUCAUCGUGGUCCUCACCGGAGCUGGAAUCUCGGCAGAAAGUGGGAUUCCUACAUUCCGCGGUGAGGGGGCUUAUUGGCGUGGCUUCUCUAUUGAGGACAUCGCCAUGAUGAGCAAGUUCACCUCGGAUCCAUCCCUCGUUUGGGAACUGUACCAUUUUCGGAGAGAAGUCGUAUUUCCAAAAAUUCCUAAUGUGGCGCACACGACCCUCACCGAGGUACAGGAACGGCUCCAAUCUGAAGGCAAAACGUUGAAAAUAAUUACACAAAACAUUGACGAACUCCACACCAGAGCCGGAUCCAAAGACGUCAUCGAACUCCACGGCACUUUGUUUAAGACGCGAUGCAUAAAUCCCAAUUGCGCUCAUGUCGCGGAUAAUUAUGACUCUCCGAUCUGUCCAGCAUUAGAUGGCAAGGGAUGUCCCGACAAGGACACUCCAGACGCCGCCAUUCCUCCCGAGAACUUGCCUCGUUGCGUCAAAUGCAGCGGACUCGUGCGUCCUCAUAUCAUUUGGUUUGAUGAAGACCCGACCGAUGAGGAUAUGAAGACGACCUAUGAAUGGCUGGAUAAAUGUGACCUCAUGAUGAUCAUUGGAACAUCCUCAAUUGUUCCACCAGCAAACGAGUUUGGCCCUUACGUCGCCAAACGUGGCGUUCCCGUUGCCGAGUUCAAUUUAGAACACACUCCGGCCACGCUGGGAUAUCAGUUUCAUAUUUCUGGGCCGUGCGGGACAACUUUACCGAAUGCCUUGAAGAAAUAAUAGUGUACAUGAAUUUCAUUAAGGUAUAUUGAGGGUAUUCAUUAUUUCUUCGUAUCCAUCGUAUCGUAAAAUAGUUUACGAAGAAAAAACAAG